Messenger RNA from Rhizoctonia solani, 1359 nucleotides. Its product is annotated as Retrotransposon-derived protein PEG10. The transcript has a single exon. Gene Ontology annotation, molecular function: nucleic acid binding; zinc ion binding. The coding region runs from base 1 to 1359 and encodes 452 amino acids. The record is from RefSeq and is a predicted model, not a curated record. NCBI's taxonomy places the organism in Eukaryota, Fungi, Basidiomycota, Agaricomycetes, Cantharellales, Ceratobasidiaceae.
AUGAGAUGGCAACCCGCUCCCGGAGCUCCGCUUGUCCCCAAUCCCCUCUCAAUCAAGGAGAGCUGGGACCCACUCUUCUGGCAACCACCGAUGAGUCAGCAAGCCUCAAACCCGAGGUCUACGGGGAAGUCUCCCUCAGCCGAGCAAUCUCCCUCAUCUUGGGAUUGCAAAAUCAAGUCCUCCGGCUCGAGCGGGAACUUGAGGAAACAAAGGAAGCAACCAAGGAAGCUCGAGACUGGAUGGGCGCAGUCGAUCAAGCCAUCACUCGCAUCAAGGCUAGGGGUGGAGCCCCACACACCAGAAGACCGGAAACCUCCGGCAGUCGAGGCCACGCCCAGGCCCUUACCAAAAACCGACACUUUUCCAGCGCCUAGUGCGCCCCUCAUCUCCUGGGCCAACCCAACCAAAGUUCCUCCUGCCUUUGCACAGCCAACUCCCGUCCGGGCUCCCCCGCGAGUCAUUACUCCCCCUCCACCUUUGCCUAUCCGCCUCCGUUCCCCCCAAAUCCCACAGCCAGCGGCCCCUAUGACCACUUAUCAACCCCCAGUCAAGGUAGAUCACCCUGACGCCUACACUGGGAAGAUCGGGAACAAAGCCCGCCAAUGGCUCACGCGGAUGUUGGCAUGGGUACGUCUGAAUCAACGGAUGUUCCCAACCAAUCAGGAGACCCUGUCAUUCCUCCUGAUGAACAUGAAGGACGUGGCAGGAGCCUGGGCUCAUCCUCAUCUUGACCAACUAGGGUCCCAUAGGGCCUUGAUCCAAUCGGUUGAUGAUUUCAGGACGGAGUUUUUAGCUGCAUUCGGCAACCCGGAUGCCACGCGAGCUGCUGAGCGGCAAAUCACCCACCUCACUCAGACAGGAACCUGUGCUGAGUACAUCACAAAGUUCAGGACCAUCGCCAUGGACCUGGACUGGAACAACGCUGCCCUUCGCGGGCAAUUCGCACGUGGCCUCCACUGGGAGGUCAGCCGCCUCAUUGCCACCCGAGAGCGGCGCCCCACCACACUCCUUGAGCUGCAGAACGUGGCUCUGGUCAUUGACAACGCCCUCCGCGAGGAGCGUGCCAGCCACCCGCCGAAGGGUAAUAAGUCUGGUGCCUCUUCCACCACCCCCAACAGGGGGGCGAGUACCGGCCAACCGGCCACAAGACCAGGGCGCCUAUCCAGCGAUCCUAACUUUGUCUCCGAGGAGGAGCGUAACCGCCGCAGGGCUGAAGGCCUCUGCAUCAAAUGCGGGAAAGCAGGGCAUAAGUUUGCGGAGUGCCGCACUGGAUGGAAGGCCACGCCUAAGGAGGAAGGCGUCAAAAAGGAAACCGCCAAAAUUGGCAAAGAAUCUGGACCCGACUCGGGAAAAGACUAA